AACCUUACCUAACUUUUAAGCUUUUUCCUAUUCAAUACGCAAUCAAAAGAUUUUUUCCAAAAAAAGAAUUUCCCUUGCUUUCUUUUGCUCUGCUUGUGCGUGGUGACAAAAUUAAAAAUAAAAUAAAACAACCAAAAAUGGCAGGAUUGAGAGAAAAAUGGAGUCUCAAAGGCACCACUGCCCUUGUCACUGGUGGCUCCAAAGGCAUAGGGUAUGCUAUAGUGGAAGAAUUGGCAAAUUUUGGAGCAAGAGUAUAUACAUGUUCCCGUAAUGAAAAAGAACUUCAAGAAUGCCUUGAAAUUUGGAGAAAAAAUGGACUUAAAGUUGAAGGUUCUGUUUGUGACUUAUUAUCACACACUGAACGUGAAAAGCUUAUGAAGAAUGUUACAAAUGUAUUUGAUGGAAAGCUUAAUAUUCUGGUGAAUAAUGCAGGGGUGGCGAUACAUAAGGAUGCUAAAGAUUUCACAAAAGAAGAUUAUGACAUAAUUAUGGGAACUAAUUUUGAAGCUGCUUAUCAUUUAUCUCAAAUUGCUUAUCCUUUAUUGAAGGCUUCUCAAAAUGGAAAUAUUAUUUUUGUUUCUUCUAUUGCUGGAUUUUCAGCAUUGCCCUCUCUUUCUCUUUAUUCUGCUUCCAAAGGUGCUAUAAAUCAAAUGACAAAGAACUUGGCAUGUGAAUGGGCCAAAGACAACAUUCGGGUCAAUUCAGUUGCUCCAGCAGUCAUUUUAACCCCAGUCGUUGAAACUGCAAUGAAAAAUCCUCAACAAAAAGAAGAAAUAAACAGUUUUAUUUUCAAGACUCCUAUGGGCCGAGCCGGAAAGCCCGAAGAAGUCUCUGCAGUAAUAGCUUUUCUUUGCUUCCCUGCUGCUUCUUAUAUUACGGGCCAAAUCAUAUGGGCCGAUGGUGGAUUCACAGCUAAUGGUGCAUUUUAAUGGGAAAAGUUAUUAGGAAAAAUACUUUUUAAUAAAUAAUUACUGAUUUUAGCGAUGUUUUUUAUUUAUUAUCAUUUAUAGUAAUAUAUAGUAAUAUUAUGAUAUAUCUGUCAUGUAUUAAAAGUGAAUUAUGCAUGCAAUAUAU
Molecule: messenger RNA, 1074 nt
Organism: Solanum dulcamara
Lineage: Eukaryota; Viridiplantae; Streptophyta; Magnoliopsida; Solanales; Solanaceae
Product: tropinone reductase 1
Exons: 5
Coding region: 138-929 (263 amino acids)
Molecular function (GO): oxidoreductase activity
Source: RefSeq, a predicted model, not a curated record